AUGGUGGUCCACAUAGCUUAUGUGGAGAAACACUAUUAAUAGGAGGAGUUUCAGUUUUUGGAUAGUAUACCAUAAUUUCUACAUAAUAUACACUUCCACCUCAUUAUUCUUUAAAAAUAACUCUAAAUUUUUGGAAGUAUUAUAUUUAUUGAAAUUUUGAAUUGA
This is a messenger RNA of Paramecium sonneborni, 165 nucleotides long. The record is from the annotation of a GenBank genome assembly. NCBI's taxonomy places the organism in Eukaryota, Ciliophora, Oligohymenophorea, Peniculida, Parameciidae.